GCAGGCAGCCAGAAGGCGCGUCGGUCUUCCUAAGCUCUGCCUCGCACCGAUCCCAUCAUGAGUCAGAGGUUUACGGUCACCUCUUUCUCCAAGGAAGAGGGCAAAUGCCUGCCGGCCACACAAGGCGAGGUAAACCAGCUCUUCGAGUGCGAUGAAUCUCCGCCGAGAUCUCCGACCGAAGCGGGCGCUGUACAGACGCAGGAUGUGGCCAAAGAUCCUGGACCCACAGAGGAGUGUCUUGCCAGAGGUGACGGAAACCCCAAGGAGAGCAGCCCCUUCAUCAACAGCAGCGAUGUGGAGAAGAGCCAGCAAUACGAUGGCAAAAACAUGGCCUUGUUUGAGGAGGAGAUGGACACCAGCCCCAUGGUGUCUUCACUACUCAGCAGCCUGGCCAACUAUUCCAACCUCCCGCAGGGCAGCAAGGAGCACGAGGAGGCCGAGAACAACGAGGAGGCCCGCAAGAAGCCCGUCAAGGCUCCACGAAUGGGCACCCUGAUGGGCGUCUACCUGCCUUGCCUGCAGAAUAUCUUUGGGGUGAUCCUGUUCCUGCGGAUGACCUGGCUGGUCGGCAUUGGAGGGGUGCUGGGGACCUUCAUCAUUGUCUUUAUGUGCUGCUCCACUACUAUGCUAACCGCAAUUUCUAUGAGUGCCAUCGCCACCAAUGGAGUUGUGCCUGCUGGUGGCUCUUACUACAUGAUCUCUCGAUCCCUUGGACCAGAGUUUGGGGGAGCGGUUGGCAUCUGCUUUUACCUGGGAACCACUUUCGCAGGCGCCAUGUACAUUCUUGGGUGCAUCGAGAUACUGUUGAUAUACAUCGCUCCCCAAGCAGCCAUCUUCAAGUUGGAGGGUCUCGAAGGUCCGGAGGCGGAGGCAGCAUUGCUAAACAACAUGCGGAUAUACGGCACGUGUGUGCUUAGCUUCAUGGCCCUGGUGGUCUUUGUCGGUGUCAAGUAUGUGAACAAACUGGCCCUCGUCUUUCUGGCCUGCGUCAUCCUCUCCAUCCUAGCUGUCUACGCUGGGGUCAUCAAGACAGCCAUAGAGCCGCCUGACUUUCCGAUCUGUAUCCUAGGAAAUCGUACCCUGGUCUGGAAAGGCUUUGACGUGUGUGCCAAGGUUAUCGAGAAGGAGAACGGCACUGUCACCACCAAGCUCUGGAGGCUGUUCUGUGACUCGGAGUUCCUCAAUGCCACAUGUGAUGAAUACUUUGUGAACAACAACAUCUCUGAGGUCCAGGGCAUUCCUGGCAUCACAAGUGGCAUCCUUCGUGAGAACUUGUUUGGGACUUACUAUGAAAAGGGAAUGAUAGUCGAAAAGCGUGGAAUUCCAUCGACUGCAGACCCCGAUGCUCCCACAACCAGUAUGAAUCGAUAUGUCCUCGCUGACAUCACCAGUUUUUUCACACUUCUUGUUGGCAUCUACUUCCCCUCAGUCACUGGUAUCAUGGCGGGCUCCAACCGUUCAGGGGAUCUGAGAGAUGCUCAAAAGUCAAUUCCGAUUGGCACCAUAAUGGCCAUCACCACAACCUCCACAGUCUACAUGUCUAGCGUUGUCAUGUUUGGGGCCUGCAUUGAAGGAGUGGUACUGAGAGACAAGUUUGGUGAGGCAGUCAAUGGCAAUUUGGUGAUUGGCACACUAGCCUGGCCGUCCCCUUGGGUCAUCGUAUUCGGCUCGUUCUUCUCCACCUGUGGAGCCGGGCUGCAGAGCUUGACGGGCGCACCACGACUCCUACAGGCUAUCGCCCGCGAUGGCAUCGUGCCCUUCCUCAGGGUGUUCGGUCAUGGCAAGGCCAACGGCGAGCCCACCUGGGCCUUGCUGCUCACUGCUUGCAUCUGCGAGAGCGGCAUCCUCAUCGCCUCCCUUGAUGCCGUUGCACCGAUCCUCUCCAUGUUCUUUUUGAUGUGCUACAUGUUUGUCAACCUGGCGUGUGCCUUGCAAACUCUUCUGCGUACCCCAAAUUGGAGGCCACGCUUCAAGUUCUAUCACUGGGCCCUGUCUUUCCUGGGAAUGAGCUUAUGUCUAUCACUUAUGUUCAUCUGCUCUUGGUACUAUGCCAUCGUCGCCAUGGUGAUCGCUAGCUGCAUCUACAAGUACAUUGAGUUCCGUGGUGCGGAGAAGGAGUGGGGUGACGGUAUUCGGGGUAUCUCGCUCAGCGCGGCACGUUUCGCACUCAUGCGGCUGGAGGAAGGUCCUCCGCACACCAAGAACUGGAGGCCGCAGCUGCUGGUGUUGACCAGCUUAGAUGCGGAGCAGGCCGUGGAACAGCCCCGCCUACUUUCGCUAACUAAUCAGCUGAAGGCAGGUAAAGGCCUGACCAUUGUGGGUGCAGCACUGGAGGGCACCUUCCUCAACAACCACCCCCAGGCCCAGCGUGCGGAGCAGUCCCUGCGAAAGCUGAUGGAGACAGAAAAGGUGAAGGGCUUUUCCCAGGUGGUCAUCUCGUCGAACAUCCGCGACGCCACAUCCCACCUCAUCCAAGCUGGAGGGUUGGGCGGUCUACAGCACAACACUGUGCUGGUGAGCUGGCCACGGAACUGGAAACAGGUUGAGGAUCAUCAGAAUUGGAGGAAUUUCAUUGAGCUCGUGAGAGAGACCACGGCUGCCCACCUGGCCCUCCUGGUACCCAAAAACAUUGCUGCUUUCCCAUCCAAUGGAGAGCGCUUCACCGAGGGGAGCAUCGACGUCUGGUGGAUUGUCCACGACGGGGGAAUGCUGAUGCUGCUGCCCUUCUUACUGCGCCAGCACAAGGUGUGGAGGAAGUGCAAGAUGCGCAUCUUCACUGUGGCCCAGAUGGAUGACAACAGCAUUCAGAUGAAGAAAGACCUGACCACCUUCCUGUACCACCUGCGUAUCGACGCCGAGGUUGAAGUUGUGGAGAUGCAUGACAGCGAUAUCUCGGCCUACACCUACGAGAAGACCUUAGUGAUGGAGCAGCGAUCCCAAAUCCUCAAGCAGAUUAAUCUCACCAAGAACGAGCGUGAACGCGAAAUACAGAGCAUCACGGACUCCUCCCGGGGCUCCAUCCGUCGCAAAAACCCCAGUGCUGUGAGCACGCAGCUGAGCGUGACCGAGGAGCAGCCCAGCAGCAGUGAGCAGGAGAAGCCCGAGGAGGAGGUGCAGCUCAUCCACGACAAAAAUACCGCAGCAACCCCAACCAGCCUUCAGUCACCCACCGAGAGUGUUGAGACCCCCGGGGACAAGGUCCACAUGACGUGGACAGAGAAGUUCGAUGGUGACAAAGGAAAGCCACCCGGAGCUGGUACCCCAGAAGGCAUCAAGGAUAUAUUCAACAUGAAGCCGGAGUGGGAGAACCUAAACCAGUCCAAUGUGAGACGCAUGCACACAGCUCUGAAGCUGAAUGGAGUCAUCAUUAAGAAGUCCCAAGAGGCCAAACUGGUCCUCCUAAACAUGCCAGGGCCACCCAAAAAACCGGACGGUGAUGAAAACUACAUGGAGUUCCUAGAGGUCUUGACUGAAGGUCUCAAUCGGGUCCUCCUUGUGCGUGGUGGAGGACGUGAGGUCAUCACUAUUUACUCCUGAGAGAUCGGCCCAGCAUUCCACAUCCCGCCCCCUUCUCUCCUCUUCAUUGCUACCUCUCCACAGACUGACCCAUCGCUAGCUGACCCAUUCGAUAGCAAUAGCCCAGACGCUAGCCCUACAUCGCUGUUCACCCCAAUACGAUGUGACACAAUUCACCUUCUUACCCAACACGUUUCUUCUCUCACUGAUUUCCACCAUCCACUUCCCAUUUGGUCUCCUUAGAUGUAACUCACUGUACAAUGUCAUAAGCAGCUGACAGCUGAGGUGCCACUGGCCCUGUCUCUCACUUCUCCUGUGGCUGAUUAAUGAGGCUUCGGCUUGCCUGUUUACCAGCUGUCUAGUCCUCACAUAAUACAUCAGCACAUAUCACAGAUGCCAGCCAGUCCUCUGCCAUUCAGCUGCCAAAUACCUACACUGUUGCUCUAGACACAGCCGGGAGGUAUGUACUUGUCUCCUCAUCGCUCUACCUGCCCUGCCACUCAGACUGGUAUUUGUGGAAGGGGGUCAGUGGGAGUUUGAGAUCAUGGGGAAAAUUUUCCCCCCAAUAUUUCGGUCGAUUUAGGUUUGAUAUUAAAAGAGGCAUUUUCGGCAGACAUUUCAGGAGCGUUGAGAAGGAUUUGUGGAUUAUAAUGGCUUUAGGGAAGUGAAGAGUCUUUGUCAUCCGUUAUGUGGUUGUCUUCCUGUAAAAUGCCUGUGGUGGAGUCCAGCUAUCCACAAAUGAUUCGUAAUUCGAAGAAAACACACCGUAACUUCCCCUACACCUUCCCGCUACCCCCAGUCUCAGUUGCUGUGGGAGGGGGAGCCAUUGCGACCAACUGGUGCAGACAGUGAAAGAGCAGAAGAGUCACUGCCAUAUAUGAGGUUUCCUCUUAGGGGAAUGGCGAGUCGUCCCAUUGGCAGCUUAUGUGCCAUGGUCAACCCUACUGUCAAGAGGUUCCAUGAAGCGGGUCAGAGUGGACAUGUCAGGAGGUGCCCAAGGAGUGUCCUGCCCGGUUCCGGUCUCUAAGAUUCAUCCUUGAACGCUGCACAUUAGAUGGCAGCCAGAGAUAUGCCCUGACUGUGUUUUACUUUCAUUCUCGGAGCUAUACCUGUACUUUAAAUUGCGCAGACCUCAAAGGCCAUGAAGCUGAGCACCAGUAAAUCCAGUGCCAAAAAAGCCUGGGAAAGGGACACGCCAUCGUACAGCAAGACGGCAUUCUUGCAAACCCCUGUGAAGGUCAGAAGCAGGAGCAAGAAAGUGUGCAAUCCUGAUGUCAACAUUUCUGUGAGAUGCAUUCACCCCUGACCCCAUUUGCGGAUUUCUGUAAAUAGUGUACAAACUCAGAUGCAUAGUUAUUAAAUAUCAAUGUAGUAUUUUUGUGACUAAGAGCUUCAAGGACAUGCAGUGUUUCGAAGCGACUUUGUUCUUCUCACUAUAGUAAAUGUUACGGUAUCUUUGACACAUCUGAAUGGUUAUACACUGUGCACUGAGUGAUUGCUCCACUGUGCAAAUGAAAAUACUUCACGUGAAUUAGGUGGCACAUUGAACACGUCUCCUGCAGAAAAUCCAGCAGUGACUAAUCGCACUAUAUUUGCAAUGUGUAUAAAGACACCAGCUAUACAAAAAAACAUUUAUACAAAAGUUAAUUCUAUAAAAGUUUAUAAAGUCUAUAUAAAUAUAUCUUGAACAAUAACUAUUAGCAACUAUAGAUAACUGACCAUUAAUAUAUUUUUUAAGAUAAACAUUUAUCUAUUUAUUUAUUCAUGUAUUUAUUUAUUUAUUGGGAGUAUAUUGCCAAACAUAGUCCUGUCUGUUGAGCCAUAUAAAAAUUAUUUUAAUAUAUUUACCCUAAUAAUAUGCAACAAAUGUCAAUUGGCAUAUCGGAAUCAAACACUGAAUUAUGUGAUUAUGCUAUAUGUGAGGAAGCUAGGGGUGUAUUACCAAACAUAUGGAAAAGCUUUCAGUACUUGUUCAAAUAACUAAUAGUUUAGUUAAAAGUUAUUUAAAUUAUAAAAUCUUUGGCACAAAUAGCAGUUACUAUUAACGAUAAAUUUUCAAUUAGAUUUCCCAGAAUGCCCAUCUGGGAAUAUAGGAAACAUGUGCUCCUAUUUUAAAAUGAAUGUACAAGUGGUUAAUAUGGACACAUCUCCUGUUUUAUUUUUAUACAGAUCCUUUAUGAGUAGAUUUCAUAUAAUAUUAUUAAUUUAUUAUUAGUGAACAAUCGCAACUAUGUACUCUGAAGGGAAGUAUGAGGCAUCGUACCCAUACCUGAGUAUAUAAAAGAAUUUUUAUGAGGAGAAAUUAUUUAUAGAGCUGUUAUAAAAAGGGGCUUUUAUGUUUGCUGGGUAAGUCUGGGACAUGGCUGAAAAUAUAGACAUAUACAAAGAAAUUGUUGUUGCAAAUGCUGCUAAUAUAAAUAAUGAAAUUCAUAUAAUACAUAAAGUAUGCAUAAAUAGAAAAUUCCCCCAGAGAUUCUUAUCAAUGUAUGUGGUGUGUAUAAUUUUACCGAACCAGGUUUGAUUUUGAAAUAUAAGAGCUUUUUCCUCAAAAGGAAACAUCAAGUAUUAAGUUAUGAUAUAAAGUUAUCCCUUGGAGUCAGGGAGCAACUGAAGUCCCCACAAGGUGAAAUGAUUUAAGGUGUUUUCAUUUUUUAACUAAAGUUGUGAGAAUGUCCCCCUGCCACAAAUCUGGACCGAUUGUUCCAUGCCGUGGUUCACUUUCCUAGGUUGCAUCUGAAGUUACUCCCUUCGCUUUCGCUUCAAAGCUCCUUGAAGAGUGCUGUUGUUGGAUUUUAGCAAUUAAACAGCUACACUGUUUGCACUCUUUGUCCAUCGGCAUAUGCUUAAAGUCGAUAAACAGAAAACUGCAGUAAUAUUGACCCACAUGCAUCUGGAGCUGUAGUUCCUUUGCCUGAAGUGGAUAUCUGAUAUCAAAUUUAAUGAAACUGAAAGACAACAGGAAAUUUGUAGUCUGCACUAAGCUUUUCUUUCCAAUUCAGGCCAAUGCAAACGCAAGACACACUUUGCCAGAAACCUGUGUUUCAUCUACAUCAAACGUCAUCACAUUUUUAAUGAAGUACUACCUGACAUUAAAUGCUACUCACAAUUAUUGCUAGAUUACUUGGUGGUUGGAGGGAAAAAAGACAAUGAACUUGCUUAGUUAGUGUUUUACAAUUCCCUUUUGCAUGGUAUUUGUGGCUGUGCUUGUUUCUGUGGUUCCUUUGAUGUGGCAAAUUUAAGUGUAAGACAGGAAAGCAUGGAGAGAGGGAUGCCUGCGUGGCGCAUUACUGCUGGCCGGUGUCCUUGUGGGGACUUAGGAAAAGCGUGAUCACAGUAUUGUAUUCAGUCCUGUCUUAAUGUUAUUUACAUAAUGUAACAGAGGUGAAUGACUACUGUAAGAAGGGCAGUGAAUGCUCCUGAAAAUUUCACCAGUCAGGCUUUGUAUAUAAUGCAGCAGAAGUAGGAUAUUAGAGCAAAUUUGACCUUCUUUGUUUUAUUAUUGUAAAUGUAUCCUUAGGACGUUAUUUUAUUGCUUGAGUGCAAGUAUUUUCUUUUUUUUAAUUUUGUCUAGAAAGAGACGUGUUGUAUGAAACUGUACUGUAUGAAAUAUGAAUAUCUAUCAUUGUGGUUACAUUAAUAAACAGAACUGACGGAAUGUU
This is a messenger RNA of Brienomyrus brachyistius, 7175 nucleotides long. RefSeq names its product solute carrier family 12 member 5a (gene slc12a5a). NCBI's taxonomy places the organism in Eukaryota, Metazoa, Chordata, Actinopteri, Osteoglossiformes, Mormyridae. Gene Ontology annotation, cellular component: membrane. Gene Ontology annotation, molecular function: potassium:chloride symporter activity. The record is from RefSeq and is a predicted model, not a curated record. Gene Ontology annotation, biological process: chloride transmembrane transport; cell volume homeostasis; potassium ion homeostasis.